GAAUUUUUAAAUAUUCAUAUAAAAUGGCCCAGUACGGCAAACCUGAGUUUUGGGAGGAUAGAUAUCAGAGAGACACUGAUCCAUUUGACUGGUACCAGAAAUAUGAAGGAAUUAAGGAUAUUAUCACCCAGUAUAUCAAUACUAGCAGCACCAUCCUUAAUCUUGGUUGUGGCAACUCUAGGAUGAGCGAAGAGAUGUAUGAAGAGGGAUAUGAAAACAUAACUAAUGUUGACAUCUCCCCCUCAGUUAUUAAGGCUAUGGCUGAAGAAUACGAGGAGAAAUGCCCAAACAUGAAAUUCCAGGUAGCUGACGCUAGAGCUUUAGAAUUUGAAGAAAGCCAAUUUGAUGUAGUGAUUGAUAAAGGAACCUUUGAUUGAAUCCUUUGUGGUGAUAGAAGCGGAGUCAACUGUUCGAAGACUUUGGAAAAUAUUUACAAAGUUCUUAACUUUUCCGGGAUUUAUAUUUGUAUCUCAUACGGAGUUCCAGAUACAAGAGAGGCCCGCUUUGAAGGGAAAGAUUUUAAUUGGAAAUUGACCACUCAUCAAGUAGCUAAAUCUACCAUUACUGCAAAUGCCAUUGUAAAGGAAGCUGACCAAAAUCCAAAGAAUUAUCACUAUAUCUACGUUCUUAAAAAGACUGCUUAAAUAGAAAGUUGUCUAGUU
Messenger RNA from Moneuplotes crassus, 662 nucleotides. Lineage: Eukaryota; Ciliophora; Spirotrichea; Euplotida; Euplotidae. The record is from the annotation of a GenBank genome assembly.